Electrophorus electricus (electric eel) is the source of this 6753-nucleotide messenger RNA. The record is from RefSeq and is a predicted model, not a curated record. Lineage: Eukaryota; Metazoa; Chordata; Actinopteri; Gymnotiformes; Gymnotidae.
UGUAUUUGUGUAAAAAACCUAUCUACUGAAAAGUUGCUUUAGGAAGGAAACAGGCAAACUGUAUUAUACCAUCAUCAUAACAACUAACCUGCUGAUGAUAUCAGUGAGUAUCAUGGUGUGCAAUGGUGAAUACCAGCCCUAUGCACUUUAAAACGCACGCUAAUUACGCUAUAGGUCUUCAUCUUCCACAAUGGAUAUACACUUCGGCCGUCUUCACAUCCUGGUUUUGAUGGAACUAGUAUUGUCCCUUUAGGCAUUAACGUACCAAGUCAAUUCUCGUGAUCUGCUGUACUUGUACACUGUAGCAGUUCCAAGAAAGCGGGCGCAGAAAUAUUUGCCCAUAAUGCCGUGCGAUAGGCUGACAAGUGGAUCCAAGAUGGCGUAGAAAGUAAGGCUAGACGUUAUUGAACACUUGGUUGGUUUACCCAGGAAGAACAAGCCAUUUUGCCAGAUGUGUAGAUGAACCACUAAAAGGAUGGCUCUUUGUAGAAAUUGGCCUUGAUCUCAUCUUUCACAACACUCUGUCCCAGAGUCAUGGAGGACAGGAGGCCACAGAAGUCAUGUGAAGAAGCCAUUGGAUCGUUAGUAAGGCAGGAGUAUGAGGCAGCGGUGGCCCACAGUACGGAGGCCCUGCUGGCCCUGGGGUCAUGCCCCCCCUCCCCAGCCAUGGUUCUUCUCCGCAAGCGCGCCCUGCUCUACCGGAUUGCAGGCCUGCUUCAGCUGAAGGACUAUAAUCAAGCUGAUGAGGACUGCAAGCAUGUGCUUGCUGAGGAGCUGGGGAAGGGAGAGGGAAGUUUCAGGCUGGGCCUGCAGAAUAUGGUAUUAGAUGGAAGCCUGCAGGAGGUCUUCAGUAUUCUUUCUAAAGCUCUGUAUGGAGAACCGCUGAAUGGGCUCAUGGCUAUGGAUAUGACACGGCUGAAAAACCUCCUCUCAGAAAUGGAGGCUGUAAGAAACAAGAUGGUGACGGAUCUUACGGAAGAGAGUGAGGAGGAUGUUCUUGAGGGUUGGCAGUUCCGGCCUCCUCCUCGAGGGGUCACUAGCAGCGAGGAGUACACAUUGUGCAAAAGGUUUCUAGAGCAGGGCCUGUGUCGGUAUGGAGCGCAGUGCACAUCGGCCCACUCGCAGGAGGAGCUGACGGAGUGGCAGCGCCGCUAUGCCUCUAGACUCAUUCGCCUUAAACAGCAGCAGGAAGGCAAGCACUACACAGAGAACUAUAUGGAGGCGCUCAUCGAGAAGUGGAUCAACUCCCUCACCCCUGAGAAAGUGCUCAAUGAUUGUGUGGAUGGAGUUACAGUGGAACAUAGCUCAGAUCUGUCAGUCACUGUUAACACCAAGAAGUCAUCCCAUUCCUGGACAUUCUCACUUUACUGCAAGCCCGCCCGCACCCUGCACCGCAUCGCCCUGCUCUACGAUGCCAACCGCCCGCACUUCUCCAUCGUGGCUGUGUCGGCGGGCGACACCUCCACCCAGGUGGCUCAGCGCGUGGGCGACGGGGCCUGCCAGGAGUGGAGCGACGCUGGCCUGCUGCAGAACGGCAUGGACCACUGCCUCUACACCGUGGAGGUGGCCUUCAGCACGGAGAUCUUCGGCACCUUCCGCCAGACCGUGGUCUUCGAUUUCGGAUCUGAGCCCGUGCUGAUGCAGAGGGUGAUGGUGGACGCAGCGUCCAUUGAAGACCUGGAGCACCUGAUGCAGGCGCGCCAGCAGCUCCUAAUGACGGCCAAGCGCUGGGACUCGUCCUGCAAGACCAUCGUGGAGUUCGCACCCAAUGAGAACAUGGAGCUAGAGCGCAGCCUCCUGAGCCGCUACCAGAUCCCAUUGUCAGCUGACCAGCUCUUCACGCAAUCCGUGCUGGACAAGACGCUCACGCGCGACAACUACCAGGCCCGCCUACACGACCUGCUCUACAUCGAGGAGAUUGCCCAGUACAAGGAAGUCAGCAAGUUCAACAUCAAGGUGAAUCUCCAGCUGGUGUCCAGCUUCAUGCUGACGGGCAUCUCCGGAGGGGCCAAGUACGCCCAGAACGGGCAGCUGUUCGCACGCUUCAAGCUGACGGAGACACUGUCUGAGGACACAUUGGCCGGCAGGCUGGUGAUGACCAAGGUGAACUCGGUGCUGCUGCUCCCGGCAGGCAUGGGUGUUGGCCUGGCCCACCCGGCCAGCAGCAAGGAGCGUGUCUACGAGGCGCUCAUCGAGGAGAAGACCAAGGACUACAUCUUCCUGCGCAUCUGCAAGGACUGCUGUGACGAGCUCAGCCUGGUGCCCGACCGGGAGCUACAGGUGGAGUUGCAGUUCCAGCUCAACAGGCUGCCCCUGUGCGAGAUGCACUACGCCCUGGACCGCCUCCGGGACAACUCCAUCCUCUUUCCCGAUGUCAGCCUCACCCCUACCAUCCCCUGGAGCCCCAACAGGCAGUGGGACGAGCAGCUGGACCCUCGUCUGAACACCAAGCAGAAGGAGGCCAUUUUAGCCAUCACCACGCCCCUUUCCAUCAACCUCCCACCGGUGCUCAUCAUUGGACCCUACGGCACGGGCAAGACUUUCACCCUGGCCCAGGCCGUAAAGCACAUCCUCAAGCAGCCUGACACGCGGGUCCUCAUCUGCACCCAUUCGAACAGCGCCGCAGACCUGUACAUAAAGGACUACCUUCAUCCAUACGUGGAGGCAGGCAAUCCACACGCAAAACCUCUCAGGGUUUACUUCAGGAACCGCUGGGUGAAGACUGUGCACCCGGUGGUGCAGCAGUAUUGCUUGAUAUCUGGAGCUUACCUCACCUUCCAAAUGCCCACUCGACAGGACAUAGAGCGCCACCGUGUGGUGGUAGUGACACUCAGCACCUCCCAGUACCUCUGUCAGCUUGACCUGGACCCUGGGCUCUUCACACAUAUCCUGUUGGACGAGGCGGCCCAGGCCAUGGAGUGUGAGACCAUCAUGCCGUUGGCCCUGGCUACUAAAAGCACACGCAUCGUCCUAGCUGGAGACCACAUGCAGCUGAGUCCGUUCGUGUACAGCGAGUUUGCGCGCGAGAGGAACCUGCAUGUGUCCCUGCUGGACCGGCUGUACGAGCACUACCCCUCCGAGUACCCCUGCAGGAUUCUGCUCUGCGAAAACUACCGCUCCCAUGAGGCAAUCAUCAACUACACAUCAGAGCUUUUCUACGAGGGCAAGCUGAUGGCAAGCGGCAAGCAGCCUCAGCACAAGGACUUCUACCCUCUGACCUUCUUCACGGCUCGCGGCGAGGACGUACAGGAGAAGAACAGCACAGCUUACUACAACAACGCCGAGGUGUUCGAGAUUGUGGAGCGCGUGGAAGAGAUGAGGAGGAAGUGGCCUGUAGCCUGGGGCAAGCUGGACGAGGGCAGCAUCGGCGUGGUGUCGCCCUACGCCGACCAGGUCUUCCGCAUCCGCGCCGAGCUCCGCAAGAAACGCAUGCCUGAGGUCAGCGUGGAGAGGGUGCUCAACGUCCAGGGUAAGCAGUUCCGUGUGCUGUUCCUGAGCACUGUCCGCACGCGCCACACCUGCAAGCACAAGCAGACGGCCAUCAAACGGAAGGAGCAGCUGGUGGAGGAUUCCACAGAGGACCUGGACUAUGGCUUCCUGUCCAACUACAAGCUCCUCAACACAGCCAUCACACGCGCUCAGUCCCUGGUGGCCGUCGUGGGAGACCCCAUCGCGCUGUGCUCCGUUGGACGCUGCAGGAAGUUCUGGGAAACGUUCAUCUCCAUCUGCCACGAGAACGGCAGUCUGCACGGCAUCACAUUUGAGCAGAUCAAGGCCCAGCUGGAGGCUCUGGAGCUGAAGAAGACCUACGUGCUAAACCCACUCGCCCCCGAGUUCAUCCCCCGAGCCCUGAGACCCCAGCACCCCCAGGGUCCCGGCAAGCACCAGCAUUCCCCACCUAAGGCGAAAGGACAGCUUGCCAAUCACUCGGAGCACUUCCCUCCGGAAGGCUUCGUUCAGCCGAGCGCCACCGUGCUGAUGGGGAACCCCAUCCAGGCCUUCACCCCGCCCGGAGGAGGUGCGCCGACCACCGGCAAGUCACCCAGCCCCGUGCAGCGCAUCGACCCCCACACGGGAGCCAGCAUCCUGUACGUGCCUGCCGUCUACGGGGGCAACGUGGUCAUGCCCAUGCCUCUGCCGCUGCCUUGGCCGGGCUACCAGGGGCGCUUUGCCAUGGACCCUCGCAUAAUGAGUCACCAGGCAGCAAUGGCCGCCUAUAACCUGAACCUGCGGCCCGCAGCUGCCAGCCGGGCGUCUCCCGUGCUCUACGGUCUGGGCCAACCCUCCGCCAUGGGCCUCGGACAGCCCCCCGCCCCUGACAAGGAGCUGCUGCAGGAGCCUGGCGCCAACGGGAAGGUUGACAUUAAUGGGAAAGUGGAGCAUAGCAGGCUGCUAACACCUGAAAGGAAAGCCUCAGAGCUGAAGGAGAAACAGGGAGACCCCGAGCCUGUUCAGAACAAGAGCCCAGAGACGCACGCCGGCUUGGGCUUCCCUACCGGCCGGCUCCUGCGCAAGGAGCCGCCCGCCCAGCGCUCGCUCGGCUUCCACCUGGCCCCACCCCACCCAGGCUUUGCGCCGCCCCCCACCGCCGGCCCCUUCGCGCAGCAGUACGGCCUCCCUCGGCCCGCUCUCCGCGUGCAGCCCCAGCAGCCGGCCGCCGCUUUCCCCGCCUCCUUCUUCGGCGGCCACCCACUGGGCCAGCGUGGCCUGCAGUCGCCGGGCCUGGAGGGCCUGGAGGGGAGCGAGGGCCUGGCAGGCGGCGUGCCCGAGGAGCUGAAGGGUGCGGUGAGGGGCUUGCAGCACCAGCCCCAGCAGCACCAGCCCAUGCGCCUCAACAGCUUCGGGGAAGAGAGUCUGGACUCUCUGCUGGGGGAGACGCUGGAUGGCCAGAGCUGCUCGGGGCUGGACCCUCUGACCACCCAGCAGCAGCAGGCAGCGCGCCUGGGUCAGUGGGCCGAGCCGGGGCCCUUUCUCCAGGGUGCUGUGCCACCGUUCCCCCUGGCUCAGCAGCUGGCUCACCUGGGCCAGCCAGGCCUGCGACUGCCCCAGCAGCUGCUCCGAGCCAACUGGGGCCUAGGCCCGGCCGCCGAGGACGAGCCCCGCCCAGCCAUGCCCAGGUUCCCUGGUCUGCUGCGUGAGAUGCUUCCCCAGGAGCCGUGCGAGCAGCGCGACGGUGCCGACAUGCCCCCCCCUCAGUCCCGCCUCCUGCAGUACCGGCAGGCGCAGCAGCAGCCCCGUAGCCCCGGCGAGCCACCCUCGCCCUCUGCUGCGCACAACCACGCGCCCGUCCCAGGCGCCUUCCCCUACCCGGAGAGCGGCCGGGAGCUCCCCUACCACCAGCACCAGGCCACCUUUGGCCAGGCUGCCUUCUCGCUGCCCCCCGAGAAUGCAGCAGGCAGCCUGCCCAUCAAGUACCUCCUCCCCGAGGCCCACUGGCCACACGGUGGCCUGCAGCAGAGCCCUGUGCUGGGCCCACCGCUGCCCUUUGGCCUGCACGCCCUGGGCCCGCGGCAGGAGCAGGGCCCCCUUGCACACUUGCAGCACCAGCAGCAGAAGCAGCUCCAGGCCCCUCAGAGCGCCCUGCACAGUGUAGAAGAGUAUGAACCGCGAGGGCCCGGUCGGCCCCUGUACCAGAGACGCAUCUCUUCCAGCUCUCCCCAGCCGUACGUGGAGAGCGUGGUCCAGUGUAAGGACCCUCAGGACCAGCCCUCGGCCUCCUACAGAUACCCCCCAGCAGACCUGUGGCCUGGACCCAACCCAGACCACGCUCCUCUCCACAACAUUCCAUGCAAUGGAGCGAGCCACCUCGUCCCUCACAGGGACAUUUUAGUUUCUAAGGCGAUGAACGCUGUGGAGGAGCACAGCCAGGCCGAGUGUGUGCAUCAGCCUACCCACCCCGCCAGCCUCACGUCUCUCCAGCAACACGGACAGUUCCCACCCCUCCUGCCAACUAAGCAGACCCCGCCGGACCCUGGAGGAGGGGGCAGCACCAGCCCAGGUGGUGGCCCCCAGGUCCCCAGCCACUCCAAGGCUCCCACCAUGUCCUACGCCAGCGCGCUCCGAGCCCCCCCCAAGCCCCGUCCCACGCCCGAGCAGGCCAAAAAGAACAGCGACCCUAUCUCUCUGUUACAAGACCUUAGCAUAGGGAGUUCAAAUGGUAGCAAUGGCUAUUACUCAUAUUUUAAAUAAGUAAAUAUAUAUGAAAUAUAUACACCUGUUUAAGUGAAAACGAUUAAAAAAAUAGAAUAACAAUCGGAAAAAAAUCAACAACAAAAAAUGUCUUUUGAUUUUGUCGUAUAGUUAGACUUUUGCGUUUUAUUAUUUUUUACUUACUUUAGUUAGUUGGUUCUUUUACAGUUUGAAAUCUGUGGUUUUACAAACAAAAAUCAGCAUAUAUAUAUCAAGAAAUACCAAAAUGUUGAAGAAAAACACACAAAAAUUUAUGAAACAAAACACAAAAAGAUUUUUAAAAACACGGUGAAUUGCUUGACCACUUAGCUGCCUGUCUUUCUUUCCCUCUAAUUAUGUCUGCUCUCUUUGCAUUUACUGUCAGAAGUAAACUUGUUGAAGUGAUUUUUUUUUUUAAACAUUUUUCCCAGCUGGCUUUUUUUAUGAGUUCCUUAAUCAUUAUUGGUGUGUUUUCUCGUGCCAGCAGCUGAGUGGUGAACCAACUCCGACAAAAAUAUAAAAAGUUGUAUAGCUGUAGACAAGCUUUUUCUCAAACUGUACAUAUGAAUAAAGGAAUUAAAGAGA